CCCGUCCAACCCCCCACCGGCCCUCCACCAUCACCAGGACCUUGUCCUCUCUGCUCCUCAUCAAUCCUCACUCCCCUCUCAUCCUCCUCAAAAGGCUCCCCCAAAAAAGAGUCUUUUUUUGAGCGCCGAGAGUCAAGUAGGGAGUGGUUGCGCUUGGAGCCGAGUGACUCCGUGAGCGAGUGAGCACAGGAAUCGACUGAGCUCUCUGUGCCACUGCGCUGCGCCUGGGCGCGCGCGCCAUGGAGUCCUUCAGCUUCCUCAAGUACCUGCGCGGCGGCGUGGUCGCCGGCGCCCAGCGCGCGCCCGUGGCCGCCACGACCAUAGCCGCGUCGGCGUGCGAGGACGGCGGCGGCGGAGGUGGUGGCGCUUGCGGCGGCGGGGACGUCGAGGACGACGCGUCCUUCUUCGACCUGGAGUUCGCGGUCCCCGGCGACGAGAGCGCCGCGUCCGAUGCGGAGGAGGAGCGGGUGGAGUUCAACUUCGCCGUGGCCGGCGAGGACGUCGCCGCGUCCGGCGGGGGCGAGGUGGUGGCCGUCGACGCGGUGGCCGCGCCGGCCGGCGCGGAGACGGGCGAGGCAAAGGACGGCGCGGAGGCGGAGGAGGAGACAGCCGAGGAGGCUGCGCCAGCCCCGCCGCCGGCGUCUCUGCUCCGGCCGGCCACCAAGUUCCGCGUGCUGCUGCUGAAGCUGAGGAAGCCCAAGGUCGCCGUCCCGGCAGACGGCAACGUCAGCUCUCCGGCGCCGAAGCAGGCGAGCCGGUUCCUGAUAAAGUUCCGGGUGGACGACGCGCCCCUGGUGUCGCUGUUCACGGGCGACAACAGCUCGCGCACCUCGGACGCCGGCGCGGACCGGCCCGCGGCCGCGGCGGCGCAGGCGCCCGCGCAGCAUCCCCAGGACCAGGCGUCCGCGAUCACCGCCGAGGAGCGGCGGUUCGCCAAGGAGGUGGUCCUCAAGUACCUGAGCAAGAUCAAGCCGCUGUAUGUGAAGGUGUCCCGGCGCUACGGCGAGCGCCUCCGGUUCGGAGGCGCCAGCGAGGGCGAGGAGACGGACGCCGAGCCCGACCUCCCCGCCCCGUCCCCGUCCCCGACCGCGUCGUCCCAGCCCGCAGCGGCGCCGCAGCCGGUGGUGGUGGCCUGCGGCGUGCGCGCGCCCCGCGCGAGCGUGCCCGCCGGGCUGAAGCAGGUGUGCAAGCGCCUGGGGAAGAGCCGGUCGGCGUCGUCCGCCGUGGCCGCGGCGCCCUCCCCGCCUCCGCCGCCGCCUUCCCCAGGGGCCGGGGCGGCGGCCCCGCAGCGGCGGGACGACUCGCUGCUGCAGCUGCAGGACGGCAUCCAGAGCGCCAUCGCCCACUGCAAGCGCUCCUUCAACGCGUCCAAAGGGUCGGAGUCGCCGCUGCUGCGGACCAUGCCGGCGGCGGGCGAGGCGAGGGACGGCGGCCGGGCGGCCGACAGCAGCGACGGCGCGUGAUCCAGCGACACAGCGACUCUCGAGCAACGGUGACCGCCGAACUCUAGUAGUAGUAGUACUAGUAGAUGGUUUGUAGCGUCUGAUGGUUUGUAGUGCUUGGUGUGGCUUGUCCUGACGUGGCCGAAAGAUUUUGUCUUUAGGGCCGCGCCGAGCUCCUGCCUUCUUUGCAUGAUCCCGCCGUGUAGUUGGAUCAUUGGAUGGAUGAUACUGUCUGAAGUCUGGUGGUCAGCACUCAGCAGCAGUGGUAUGCAAUUCGUGUGUAAAAAAGAAUAAUGUGUAAUGGCCAUCGCCCAUGUGAAAAGGGAAGUCGCUUUCUGUUCUACUAGUAAAUUGCUUCUCCUUGAUGGAA
This is a messenger RNA of Panicum virgatum (switchgrass), 1812 nucleotides long. RefSeq names its product probable membrane-associated kinase regulator 2. Lineage: Eukaryota; Viridiplantae; Streptophyta; Magnoliopsida; Poales; Poaceae. Gene Ontology annotation, cellular component: plasma membrane. Bases 240 to 1463 code for a protein of 407 amino acids. The record is from RefSeq and is a predicted model, not a curated record. The transcript is spliced from 2 exons.